CCUGGCCUCCGUAUGGGGAAUGCCAUCAGGGCCCUGGUGGCCUUCAUCCCUGCUGACCACUGCCAGAAGUAUGUGGUGGGAGAGCUCCAGGAGAUGCCGCUGGACAGGAUGGUGGACCUCAGCGGGAGGCAGCUGCGCCGCUUUCCCGUGCACGUGUGCACCUUCACGGAGCUGGUCAAGCUCUACCUCAGUGACAACCACCUGAACAGCCUGCCUCCGGAGCUGGGGCAGCUGCAGAACCUGCAGAUCCUGGCCUUGGAUUUCAACGACUUCCAGGCUCUGCCCCAGGUGGUCUGCACCUUGAAACAGCUCUGCAUCCUCUACCUGGGCAACAACAAGCUCUGCGACCUCCCCAAAGAGCUGCGGCUGCUCCAGAACCUCCGGACCCUGUGGAUCGAAGCCAACUGCCUCACCCGGCUGCCGGAUGUGGUCUGUGAGCUGAGUCUCCUUAAGACCCUGCACGCCGGCUCCAACGCCCUGCGCCUGCUGCCAGGCCAGCUCCAGCACCUCCGGGAGCUCCGGACCAUCUGGCUGUCGGGCAACCUGCUGAGCGACUUCCCCCGGGUGCUACUGCACAUGCCCUUCCUGGAGGUGAUCGACGUGGACCAGAAUAACAUCCGUUACUUCCCCAGCCUGGCCCACCUGUCAAGUCUGAAGCUGGUCAUCUAUGACCACAACCCUUGCCGGAACGCACCCAAGGUGGCCAAAGGCGUGCACCGUGUGGGAAGGUGGGCAGAGGAGACGCCAGAGCCAGAUCCCAGAAAAGCCAGGCGCUACGCAUUGGCCAGGGAGGAAAGCCAGGAGUCACAGACACCUGCCCUCCCUCUUCCUCUUCUUCCUCCCAGCUCCUGAAGAUGUUGUCGUAGGUCAAUGCCACGGAGCUAACACGAGCCUGUCCUGGAGACUCUUCAUUAGAGUGGGCGGCGUUGCUCUGGGUCAUUUGAGGUGACCUGCCUCCUGGGGGCUGAUGGAGAGGCAGGUUGAAAUGCCACAAAUCCAUACGGAAAAGGAAAAAAAUCCCAAAGGGAAGUUAUAUGCUACUGUGGCCUGCCAACCCAGAGUGAUCACGUCUUCCCAAGAAAACGGCCUCUCCAAGCAGGUACUUUGAAACUGAGCAAGGGCUGCGACACUUGGGUCUGCUCUACUCCCCAGAGGUGGCUGUGAUUACAAGACUCACAGGCCCCUCAAAUACGGUAUUUGUUAUAGAACUCACUGAACGUUCAGCUGGCCUGGCCCCAGCCCUUUCCUUUGCAGCCAUAUUUCUUUUCUUUGCAUGACCAUAAACAGUAUCAAUGUAUUGUUACCAAUUUAGGUCACCAAAAAGGACCUUUGCUCCCAGUCAGAUUCAUAGAAAACAGCUUUCGUUGUUGCAAAAGCUCGAGAGGAAAGAUUUCCCCAGCAGGUUAGCGCCUGCUGAAGAGACCUCUGACGGAGACUGCCUCUUGAUGGAGCCCAGCUGCCACUUUGAACUUGACAGUGGUUCGAGUUGAUUAAGCUCAUUUCCCCUAAAAGGUCUGACCCCAACAUAGUAGGUGAGAAAUCAGUUCACUUGAAAUCUGUUCCUGCACUGUGAAAUCUGAAUAGCAGGUUGUGCUGUGUAUAGUCUGUGCCUCUAGCUUCCAAUUUUGUUUGAUCUUUCUAGAGUCUUUUGACAGUGUAUAAAACUAGGUACUUUAUGGAGGUAUGUAAAUCGUGAACUUCCCAUGAAUAUACAAACUUUAAAGGAA
This is a messenger RNA of Lepus europaeus (European hare), 1727 nucleotides long. RefSeq names its product leucine rich repeat containing 10 (gene LRRC10). Bases 13 to 852 code for a protein of 279 amino acids. The record is from RefSeq and is a predicted model, not a curated record. The transcript has a single exon. Lineage: Eukaryota; Metazoa; Chordata; Mammalia; Lagomorpha; Leporidae. Gene Ontology annotation, molecular function: protein binding.